CUAGAAAAAAUAAGCAGGUCUUAGCUACUUAUUUUUAAAUCAAUUUUUUUUAUUUUUUCGUUUUGACCAGAUUAUUUACAAAACUAUUCCCAAAGGUGUAGAAGAUGGAGGGGAGCUAGAAGGCGGCAGCUGCUGGGCCGAGUUGACUCAGGUGUGUCUCGUGAACGUACUCUCGCGGCUCACCAUGGAGGAUCGGUGGAGAUGCGCCAUGAUGGUGUGCAAGCCAUGGCUGACCGCCUGCAAGGACUCGUCCCUCAAUUCGGUUUUCGACCUGGAAACGGGCUUCGGCUGCGCCGCCGAGUUGCCUCGGUUUUGGACUCCGGAGUUCGAGCGCAGAGUCGAUUCCAUGCUCCGAUCCGUAGUUCUGUGGAGCUAUGGCUCCUUGACUGAAAUUCGAGCCCGACACUGCUCCGAUCGAUCCCUCUCUCUGGUCGCGGGAAGUGAACCAAAUCCCGGGAAAAGGCCAGGCGAGCCGCUGAGCCGGCUGGACCAGUGGAGUGAAUGCUGAGGCCACGUCCCUCCAACUUCGGAACACUCCUCAAUUCCAAGCGGGUGGAAGAACUUCAACACAAUCUGCAUCCUUCCCCUCAUCCAUUCAUCCUUGUAGAUCAUCAUCAUCAGCUUCUACACCAAGAAAUUCCCAAAUUCAUCCAACGACAUGAACUCCAAAACUCGGUUGAUGAUCCCAUUAAAUAUCAGUUGCACAUCUUGAUCAUACUCGUGCAGAGUACAUUGGUCAAUCCUGCUGCAGAGUACGUUGACUUGAUGAGACCGAGCCAAACGUGAAUCUGUUCUUCCCCCGUUGAUGGUGUUCAUAAACACCACCUUCAAACUUUCAUCAUCGGUCCUCAAGAACAUGACGAGGAAGAGGAGGAAGUUAUGGAGUACAGAGGAGGAGGUAAUCCCACUGAAGAGAAAUCAAUAAGAAGAUGCGGAUAUGGAGGUAUUAUGGGGAAUUUCCGAUCAGAUAUCCAACAUUGCUAAGAUCCGGCUGGGGUGCAGGAUUUUGCACAGGGCUUUCGAUCAAGAUGUGCGGAUGAUAUUUGACAAGAUCGUCCACCGAGUUUUGGAGUUCAUGUCCUUGGAUGAAUUCAGAAAUUUCUUGGUGCAGCCGUGGGCUCUUCCACCCUUUUGGAAUUAUGGAGUGUUCCGGGCAAACAAAAGAAUAUCAUGUUAUUACUGAAUCAAUUCAGGGAGAGGUA
This is a messenger RNA of Cuscuta campestris, 1202 nucleotides long. Lineage: Eukaryota; Viridiplantae; Streptophyta; Magnoliopsida; Solanales; Convolvulaceae. The record is from the annotation of a GenBank genome assembly.